Messenger RNA from Pocillopora damicornis (cauliflower coral), 3332 nucleotides. Its product is annotated as BDNF/NT-3 growth factors receptor-like. The record is from RefSeq and is a predicted model, not a curated record. Gene Ontology annotation, molecular function: protein kinase activity; ATP binding. Lineage: Eukaryota; Metazoa; Cnidaria; Anthozoa; Scleractinia; Pocilloporidae. Gene Ontology annotation, biological process: protein phosphorylation.
UAAUUUUUUCAUGCGCUGCUGAUGUAAACUCGGAGUAUUUUUGCACAAUUCUAGAAGCCUUCCAGAAGCAAGGUCGCAAGCACGCACAUUUUGUCUGGAAGUCUCCAUCAGUGAACGGAAGAAUCAUUUUUGUCGACAGAAGCAAUUUUGCGUCCUGAUCAUCCAGUUUCGAUCAGGUUUUCGAAUGUGUGAAAAGAUCAAACAAUCACGCUCGUGCGACACUAUAGCAACAAAGCACUGAGGCAACGACAAAUCAAAUGGCAAUGCGCGGUGUAUUUCACGAACUAAUGAUAGGCAAUAAAGUGAGCCGUUAUAACUCGUUAGAUUUUGUUGAUAAUAAUUCGCAUUUUGAACUGAAAUGGAAAAAGGCACCACGUAGUGUUAAGGACGAAAGAGGCAUUUGUUUGGAAGCAAUACGUGAUCAAGGAAGGGGAAAGAGGUAUCAUGAAGCUUCCUGCAACAUUCAGACUUACAGAAUGUUAACCUACACCAGUAAUUUCACCCUAACACCACCAUCAGCAGCAGCAGCAGGGGGCAAGAUCAAGAUGCAGGACAGUAGCAAUCAUCCUGCUACAAUGGUGGCCAUGAUUCUGCCAGCAGCUGUAUGUUUAGUGGUGGUGAUUGCCUUGCUGUUGUAUCAUUACUAUAGGAGAGCAUCAGGACCAGUCUGGAUACCUAAGCUUGCCUCCAUACGCGGUCGUUACCGCACUAUGAGUAAUGAAGAUCAAGCCAGUCCAGAUAGUUUCAUAAUGGGAUUCACUAACCCGAUCACAGAGAGCUCAGUGGAUUGUUUUGACAAGGCUGAUGGUAAAGUUACUAUUUUGGGUUACAGGCCACUCCGAGAGGACGCUGACAAAUAUGGCUUUAAAGGUUACAGCCAGCACUUCAAACAUAUGUUCCCGCGGGAUCGUUUGGUGUUUGGUACUGAACUCGGGACUGGGUGGUUUGGAAAGGUUUACGAAGCAGAUGCACUUCGCGUUAAAACAGGGUUGAGAAAAACAAAAGUGAUGGUGAAAGAACUGCGCAAACAUUCUGACACAAAAGCCAAGGAAAGUUUCCUCAAGGAAACGGAUAUUUUAAGGUGCGUUGAGCACAAAAACGUUUUGAGUGUUUUAGGACAGUCAACAGAGCAGGAACCAUUUCUGGUCGUUUUGGAACAUUCUCCUUUGGGAGACUUGAAGAAAUUUCUUCUGGAUCAACGUUCCAACAGGAAGCGGGAUGGUGUUCCGCUACCUUUGCGCAUGUCUAUUGAUAUCGCCUCUGGACUUCAUUGCUUACAUGCAAAUUACUAUUACCAUAGUGACCUUGCUGCGCGAAACUGUUUGGUGUUUCCUGAUUUGUCCGUGAAAAUUGGUGACUAUGGAAUUGCAAGAUGUAAUUACAAGAAUGACUACUAUAACAGACCACAAGCCCCAAACACCAUCCCUAUUAGAUGGUUAGCGCCAGAGUGUGUGGCCUUUCAAGAAGACGGAACCUUGGUGAAUAAACUACUAUCAAGUCAGGGAAAUGUUUGGUGAGUAGCAGUGUAAAGUUCACAGACUUGGUCAGCUGUUUGUGGGAAAAGGAGGAUUCAGAAAUUCGCGGGUAACCAUUUAAAGUCCUCGGUUUACUCAGACCUCAUCCACAUCCCAUUCGAAAGUGUGCCCUGAAAAACACCCUUCUUUUGCAGAUAUGAGCUGAUGCUUCAGUGCUGGGUAGAACCUGACAGAAGACCUUCGGUUCAAAAACUCGAGUCAACGCUGAUGUCUUUGAUGUCGGGCCACUCUGUACCCUGUCUUACGACCAGUGAUAACGUGAAACAACGAACGGCACUUCUCGAGAGUCAAGCUUCUCCUGACACUAAAGGUAACCCACAGCCGAUCGCCGUGGUUCGUCCUCUUCGCCUCGAACAAGAUGAACCAAAUUCUAAUCAUAACGAAGUCCACCAGAUUAACUCUAACGAUCAUGAACAGACUUCAUCCGAUGUGGAAGUAACUAUUAUUUCUUCAGAAUCACCACCGCCAGUCACAUACAUCGGAAAUCCCUCGGAAGAACUCGGGGAUUGUUCAGAAAAAGCCGAAAGUCCUUCAUCGGAGGUGUCAUGUGUGGAUUCCCAAACGUCAGUGAUCGUACAUCCAGAGGAUCAUGAGUAUGUGAUGGUGCCUGGUGAAGUCAUCCGUAGAAGAGGAUCCAUUUUGAAGAAUCCGAACGCCCCAUCAAAGCCUCCCAAGGUGGUUCAUUUUCCAGUCAACAUUCUUGCCCUGCGAACUGUUCACAAGUAUGAAAGGAUGGACUCCUUUGAAGAGGAUGAAGCAGACGCUAUCCCUAGAACAGAUGAAGAAGACGGAGAAGAGUCUGGGGGAAGCAAAUCUAAGUUUCCUGCAGAAAAAGACUUUGAAAGCCUUCAUUCAGAAUUAACUGCAGUCAACGGGACAGAUUUGGCUAACGAACCGCCAUUAUCGCCGACUGAAAAGAAGAUUAGAAUGGCUGCUCGGCGGAAGAAACUGCUCGAAGAUGGCGAUAAAGAGUGGGUAACUGCAGUGGAAUCGAAUCCAGACCAACCUGCGUAGGGUUUGGAAGAAGUUUGUUGGACUCCUCUUUAUGGACCAAGCAGUAAGGCGAUCCCAACCGAUGAGCGUUUGGAGAUGGCGGCAAAGUGCGACAAGACCGUAGCGAUCAAAUUUUGCACCAAAAUUGUGACUAACGUAGUUUAACGGGAGAUCGAUAGACCCAGACUGACUUCCAUCUAAAAAGCUAGUUUAUUAAUACGAGUGGCUCCUCUCUGAAACACUGCAGUAUAUUUCAUUAGAGUUUUGAUAUCGGCCCCAUUUGAUUGUUUAGAAGGUCGAUUAUAAUCAUCACAUGAUGUGAAUCAGUAUUUUGGAUACAAGGUUAACUGUACCGCUAGAAUUCUGAAUAUUUGUACUUUCAAAUCGAAAAUACAAUUACAGUUUAAGAGGAAACGCAUCAAAAACCCUUCAUUAAGUAAUGAAUAUUGUGUGUCAUAUCGAAAAUCCUCAUGCUGUGGAAAAUUUGAAAAUGUUUUUAUGGGCUUUCAUCUAAAUUCGCCCGUUUUAAGCUUGAUUUCGGUGGUAGAAUUGUCUUUGCUACAGAAAUCGUUUGACUUCCAUCAAAUUGAUAUGCACAUGGUGUUUUAGUCGUAUAACUUCUAUUUCGAACAAGUUUGCACGAGUAUUUUAUCGAAAACGGGAUUGCAAUUAUGUUGAUCACAUCACACUUUCAUUGGAGUAUAUUUUCCUAAUGAGUAACUAUGAUAAUUUGCUUAAAGAAAGAGAGAGAAUUUAUUUGCAAAAUUUUAAUAAAAUAAAGGAACAAGUUCUUCGUAGUCUUUA